Arabidopsis thaliana (thale cress) is the source of this 4647-nucleotide messenger RNA. Its product is annotated as FtsH extracellular protease family. The transcript has 16 exons. Bases 310 to 4272 code for a protein of 1320 amino acids. The record is from RefSeq and is marked reviewed. Gene Ontology annotation, molecular function: ATP-dependent peptidase activity; ATP binding; metalloendopeptidase activity. Gene Ontology annotation, biological process: proteolysis. Lineage: Eukaryota; Viridiplantae; Streptophyta; Magnoliopsida; Brassicales; Brassicaceae. Gene Ontology annotation, cellular component: chloroplast membrane; cytoplasm.
GACACAUCGUUCCGGUUAGUGUGUAGUAUUGGACGAAAUCGGUUAUUGAUAAUUCGGUUCCGAUAAUCGGUUUUAAUAAUGUGUAUAUUGUAAACUUGAACCGUUCUCUAGUCUCUAUCUCUUUCUCUUUCUUCUGAUAAACCUCUCGGCACUGCGCUGUGUAGUGAGCUUUCACUUCCGUCGUUAGCUGCAGUUUAAAAUCCGGCGAAUUGCGGACGGAGAAUUCAAUCAUAUAGCAUUAUUGAGGAGCUGAAAUGGAGGUUGUGACAAAGAUAUGGUGUUGAUUUUCACUUCGCCGUUAUUGCUGCGAUGGAUUUCAUUUCCGCUUCUUCCUUAUCUUCACCCUUUUCCACACAGUUGUCUCCGAUUUAUUUGAGCUCAGGUAUAGUAUCGUUAAAGCCUAGACAUCGAGUCAAAAAUCGAAACUUUGGGUCUAGAGAAUCCAAUAAUAAAUCUAGGAAAAUUGUGCCCAUUAGAGGCUGCUUUGGUUUUUCCGGGAGUUUUUUGAGGUCGAAACAGUCUGAUUACGGUAGUGAAGCUGUUUCGGAAUCAUUGAGAUUAUGUGGAGAGGGAAAUGAGCUUGUGCUAUCUUCCGAGUAUAAUAGCGCAAAGACGAGAGAGAGCGUAAUACAGUUUGUUACCAAGCCUCUAGUUUACGCCUUGUUUUGUAUUGCAAUUGGACUUUCUCCGAUUCGCUCUUUUCAAGCUCCAGCUUUAGCUGUGCCUUUCGUCAGUGAUGUUAUUUGGAAGAAAAAGAAAGAGAGAGUGAGAGAGAAAGAGGUGGUUUUGAAAGCAGUUGAUCAUGAGUUCUCGGAUUAUACUCGGAGAUUGUUGGAGACAGUCUCGGUUUUACUGAAGACUAUUGAGAUAGUUAGAAAGGAAAAUGGAGAGGUUGCUGAAGUGGGAGCGGCUUUGGAUGCAGUUAAGGUGGAGAAGGAGAAACUGCAGAAGGAGAUAAUGAGUGGGUUAUAUCGUGAUAUGAGGCGGUUGAGGAAGGAGAGAGAUUUGUUAAUGAAACGAGCUGAUAAAAUUGUAGAUGAGGCCCUAAGUUUGAAGAAACAGAGUGAAAAACUGUUGAGAAAAGGUGCUAGGGAGAAAAUGGAGAAACUGGAAGAGAGUGUGGAUAUUAUGGAGAGCGAGUACAAUAAGAUAUGGGAAAGAAUAGAUGAGAUUGAUGAUAUCAUUUUAAAGAAAGAGACAACAACAUUGAGUUUUGGGGUUAGGGAGCUUAUUUUCAUUGAAAGAGAGUGUGUAGAGUUGGUUAAGAGCUUCAACCGAGAAUUGAAUCAAAAAAGUUUUGAAAGUGUUCCUGAAAGCUCCAUUACAAAACUCUCGAGGUCUGAGAUUAAGCAGGAAUUAGUGAACGCUCAAAGAAAGCACUUGGAACAAAUGAUACUGCCCAAUGUUUUGGAACUAGAGGAGGUUGAUCCCUUUUUCGAUCGUGACUCAGUGGAUUUUUCUCUACGCAUCAAAAAACGCCUUGAGGAAUCAAAAAAGCUGCAGAGAGAUCUUCAGAAUCGUAUCAGAAAACGUAUGAAAAAGUUUGGUGAAGAAAAGCUUUUUGUUCAAAAGACUCCAGAAGGUGAAGCUGUCAAGGGAUUUCCUGAAGCAGAGGUGAAAUGGAUGUUUGGAGAGAAAGAGGUGGUUGUUCCGAAAGCUAUCCAGCUCCAUCUACGCCAUGGUUGGAAAAAGUGGCAGGAAGAAGCAAAAGCCGAUUUAAAACAGAAACUUUUGGAAGAUGUUGAUUUUGGCAAACAAUAUAUUGCGCAGAGACAGGAACAAGUUCUCCUGGAUCGAGAUAGAGUUGUUUCGAAGACUUGGUAUAACGAAGACAAAAGUAGGUGGGAGAUGGACCCUAUGGCUGUUCCCUACGCAGUUUCCAGGAAGCUGAUUGACAGUGCCAGGAUUAGGCAUGAUUAUGCUGUAAUGUAUGUUGCAUUAAAAGGAGAUGACAAGGAGUUUUACGUUGAUAUCAAGGAAUAUGAGAUGCUAUUUGAGAAAUUUGGAGGGUUUGAUGCUCUGUACCUCAAAAUGCUUGCUUGUGGAAUCCCAACUUCUGUUCAUCUGAUGUGGAUACCCAUGUCAGAGCUAAGUCUUCAACAACAGUUUCUGUUGGUUACAAGGGUGGUUUCUCGAGUCUUUAACGCAUUGAGGAAGACUCAAGUUGUAUCAAAUGCGAAGGAUACAGUAUUAGAGAAAAUAAGGAAUAUAAACGAUGACAUUAUGAUGGCGGUUGUGUUUCCAGUUAUCGAAUUUAUCAUUCCUUACCAGUUAAGGCUGCGUCUGGGAAUGGCUUGGCCAGAAGAAAUAGAACAGACUGUUGGCUCAACAUGGUACUUACAAUGGCAGUCUGAAGCAGAAAUGAAUUUCAAGUCCCGCAAUACAGAAGAUUUUCAGUGGUUCCUCUGGUUUCUAAUUCGAAGUUCUAUAUACGGGUUUGUUUUGUAUCACGUUUUCCGCUUUCUAAAAAGAAAGGUUCCAAGACUUCUUGGCUAUGGACCCUUCCGCCGAGAUCCCAACGUACGGAAAUUCUGGAGAGUGAAAUCAUAUUUCACUUAUAGAAAAAGGAGAAUCAAACAAAAGAGAAAGGCUGGAAUCGACCCCAUAAAAACUGCAUUCGACAGAAUGAAGAGAGUGAAAAAUCCACCUAUCCCAUUAAAGAACUUUGCUAGUAUUGAGUCUAUGAGAGAAGAAAUCAACGAGGUUGUGGCAUUUUUACAGAAUCCAAAGGCAUUUCAGGAGAUGGGAGCCCGCGCACCUCGGGGCGUUCUUAUUGUGGGUGAGAGAGGAACGGGAAAGACGUCACUGGCGCUCGCUAUAGCAGCCGAAGCAAGAGUGCCUGUUGUCAAUGUUGAAGCUCAAGAGUUGGAAGCUGGGCUAUGGGUUGGUCAAAGUGCAGCGAAUGUCAGGGAACUCUUUCAAACUGCAAGAGACUUGGCACCUGUAAUCAUUUUUGUGGAGGAUUUUGACCUCUUUGCUGGUGUACGCGGGAAGUUUGUACAUACAAAACAGCAAGAUCAUGAAUCGUUCAUUAAUCAGCUUCUUGUUGAACUUGAUGGCUUUGAGAAACAGGAUGGCGUAGUUUUGAUGGCGACGACACGAAAUCAUAAGCAAAUUGAUGAGGCGCUAAGAAGGCCAGGUCGUAUGGAUAGAGUAUUCCAUCUUCAAAGUCCAACUGAAAUGGAAAGGGAGAGGAUUUUACACAACGCUGCAGAAGAAACCAUGGACCGAGAACUCGUUGAUCUAGUGGAUUGGCGUAAGGUUUCAGAGAAGACAACUUUAUUAAGACCGAUAGAACUGAAACUUGUUCCAAUGGCUCUCGAAAGUAGUGCCUUCAGAAGCAAAUUUCUGGACACUGACGAACUUCUGAGUUACGUUAGCUGGUUUGCGACGUUUAGCCAUAUAGUGCCCCCAUGGCUGCGAAAAACUAAAGUUGCAAAGACAAUGGGCAAAAUGCUUGUGAAUCAUCUUGGACUUAACUUAACCAAAGAUGAUUUGGAGAAUGUGGUUGAUCUGAUGGAACCAUAUGGACAAAUAAGUAAUGGAAUAGAACUUUUGAAUCCUACUGUUGAUUGGACGAGGGAGACAAAGUUCCCACAUGCUGUCUGGGCGGCUGGUCGUGCUCUCAUCACACUUCUAAUACCAAACUUUGAUGUUGUGGAAAAUCUUUGGCUUGAGCCUAGUUCCUGGGAAGGAAUUGGGUGUACAAAAAUCACCAAGGUCACAAGUGGAGGCUCCGCGAUUGGGAACACGGAAUCAAGAUCAUAUCUUGAAAAGAAGCUCGUUUUCUGCUUUGGAUCUCACAUUGCAUCCCAAAUGCUUCUUCCUCCCGGAGAUGAAAAUUUUCUUUCUUCUUCAGAAAUAACUAAAGCGCAGGAGAUUGCAACACGUAUGGUGCUUCAAUAUGGCUGGGGACCCGAUGACAGUCCUGCAGUAUACUAUGCUACUAACGCGGUUUCAGCUUUGAGUAUGGGGAACAAUCACGAAUAUGAAAUGGCGGGUAAAGUUGAAAAGAUUUAUGACUUAGCGUACGAAAAGGCAAAGGGAAUGCUCCUUAAAAAUCGACGUGUCCUUGAGAAAAUCACAGAGGAGCUACUCGAAUUUGAGAUUUUAACUCAUAAGGAUUUGGAAAGAAUUGUUCAUGAGAAUGGUGGGAUUCGGGAGAAGGAACCUUUCUUUCUAUCAGGAACCAAUUACAAUGAGGCAUUGUCAAGGAGUUUUCUUGAUGUUGGAGAUCCGCCAGAAACUGCACUUCUUAGUGCACCAACCUAAGAGCAAUGAAGAUGAUUCCAUAUUUUGAUGAUAGAGUUUCUUAGCAUAUCUUACUUAUCUACUAUGUAUUAUGUGGCAAAACAAAUGUUAUAAAAUAAACAUUUAUAUUUAUAUGCCAUUAGAAAAUCUUUGAAACAGAUGACAAAAAAAAAAAGAUAUAUAUUUGAAAAUCUUAUCACUUAUGCUUCAGAGCACCUUGCAAUCAGAUGGUUCCUCAAAGGUCUAGAAAAACCGUGACACGACGGGAACAAGUCAAUCUGCUUCCUCUGCUGACAAUGUAACUCACGGCACAACUUAUAUCUCAGAGUAUUUGUUCUUUCUUGUGUUAUUAUAUCAUUGUUUUUUUCUAAAUGAUUUUUGUCAUAUCAAGUUGGU